CGGGCUGUCUCAGUCGCGUCCCUUCGUACCACGAGACACACACGGCCGGUCGGCGGUGUCCGUUCCUUUUUUAAAAUAAAAGACUACAACCCUGUGUUAGUGUGUGUGUGUGUGUGUGUCAGUUUCAAUGCUACAUAAUCGUGUAACACGAGAAAAAUUUGAUUUAUAAAAGAAGAAUUUCUCCAAGUGAAAUUGAUUGUUCUAAAUAACGUGGCGACAACGUGUUGUGUUUUGUUCUUUCUCGGUGUCGGCCAUUUUUAUACCGAGUGAAAAUCGUAACUGGCGCGAUGGCAACGUGGUGAGAGGAAGAAACGUUUUUCUUCAUAAAACGUUAACAUACACACACGUAUUUGAGUGUGGAAUAUUUGAAUGAUUUGGAUGCGUGCGCAAUGCCAUCAUCAGAGAGUGAGGUGUCGUUGGCCGUCAGUCGUCAGCAGUAUCGGGCGUCUCGAUUGAAAUUAUUAAAAAUUAAUCAAGUUACUGUUGUUGUUGUUGUUGUUGGGGUUGUUGUUGUUGGUGGUAGCCACGGCUCCUCCCGGCUCCUGUAAAUUCCUCCACCCGGCUCGUGUGGUGAAUGGGUCCGGCUCGGCGACGGCGGCGUCGGCGGCUGUAGGAGGCGGCGGCGGCGGAUCGUCUUCUAAACUGCUGCGUAGCUGUCCGUCCUUAUUCAUGUUCAUGUUCCGUUCGAGACGUAACGCCCUCGUCAAGCGGCUGUGGCGUCAGGCCGCUCUCCGGAGAGGAGGAGGAGGUGGUGGCGACGACGACGACCCGACACCAGGCGAGACGGCGGCGGAGGAAUGUGCUCCUGAGGCCACCAGUGAGGAGCAACAGGUCAAGAGCUGGAUCAAAUCCGCCGCUCACGCCCUCUUUAAACGACUGACGGAUGACCAAUUGGCCUUGCUGCUGGACAUUUUAGACGGCGCCUCAACGUCGCCUUGUUUCCCGCUCGACACGGACCUCGUCAACAGAAUUUGUCCAACGGAAGGAAUCCAUCGGCUGUUGUGUCGUCUGUUUCGAUGGCCGGAAUUGUCAACCGGGACUGAAUUGAAACGUGUCAUCAAUUUAUGCGGCCAUCAUCAGUCGACGACGACGAUAUGCUGCAAUCCUUACCACUGGAGCCGCCUCUCAGAUGUGGCUCCACCGCCUUACACCCGACUGGGCCUCAAUCAUGAUCGACCAAGUCGCCUUACCAACAGUUAUCCCGUUGAAUCGCUGGAAACGGGCGGAACUAACCAGUACAGCAGUACAGGAAGCAAUUUGGAUGGUGGCGUGGUCCGAUUACGGCCGUGGUGCACAUUAGCAUACUGGGAACUGCGUCAGCGAGUGGGUCGUUUGUUCCCCGUCACGCAGCCAUCGGUGGCUAUCUUUUCGGACUCGUUGGCGACGGCAGCUACUUCUUCUUCGAUGGUGGUACCAAUGAUGCCGCUCGAUCGUCAGUGCAACGCCACUAGCCUCUGUUUAAGUGCACUCACCAGUCAAAGACCACCGGAGACGGACGCCGUCCGCCGCACGCGACAGAAAGUCGGAUUAGGACUGUUGCUGUGCCAAGAGCCUGACGGGGUGUGGAUGUACAACCGGUCGGAGAACCCAGUAUUUGUCAACUCUCCGACGCUCGAUCCGCCAGGAACCGGUCCGGCCGGCGCCCCCCGCACUCUACUCGUUUACAAAGUGCCGCCAAGUUUUGCCAUCCGAGUCUUUGAUCACGAACGAUCCUUGUUAUACCAACAGUGCAGCAGUUUGUCUGAAUCUCUGACCGGCGGACCGCCUUGCUAUCGCCUGGACGGCAACACGAAUUCUACAACAAUAGAAGCGAGUGGAACUAAAGUGGCCAAGAUGAUGAACGAGUCCCGUUUGCUCACCCCUUGCUUCGUCUAUAAAGAAGAGUACACUGACGGCCCGUUCGAUCCCAACGCCCUGCGAAUCAGUUUCGCCAAAGGAUGGGGACCUAAAUAUUCUCGACAGUUCAUCACCUCUUGUCCCUGUUGGAUCGAAGUCCUCUUGGCCCCGUCCAGAUGAUUAUUGUCCCUCUCUCUCUACGUUGAAACCAGUGCAAAAAUAGAAUCAUCCCUCCAUGAACACACACGCCCGAAUAAAACCACACACACACACACAUAUGCAAAAAGACACCAUGGUUCUAACUCAGGUUACGCCAAACAUUUGUUUAUUUUCUUUUCUUCUUAAAUUCUACUUGUAAUUGUUGUUAUUUCUUACACACACACUCUCUCUCUCUAUCUCUCAAGAUAUGGAAUGAUACCUUGAUUACCUCGUUCGCUUGGAACAAAUGAUGGAAAAGCUAGUGGCAGAAAAGAAACAUCUUGAUGCAUGAAUUAUUUUCUCUCUGUGUGUGUGUGUGUGUAUAUUAUAUAUGUAAAUAUGGGUGGAAUCGUCAACUAUAAUUUUUCGAAUCUCGCCGUUGGUGUGAGGGCGUUUGUGUGUGACAAUUUAUCUGUUUCCGAUUUAUUUCUCUCUUCACACAUUUGAAGAAUCCCGCGCACGCUCUUUUGUUUUUCUGUCAAUGUACGUAUAUGAUUCAUGUGUUAAAAUUUGUUUAUCCUUUGAAGAAAUGUCUUUUGGUCGCUAUCUAUUUGUACAUUGUUCGCGCAUUCUUAAAAAUUGCACACAACUCAAAAAAGUGUUAAAAAUUUUGUGGCCUCUUUUUUUCCGUUUUUCUUUGUACAGUGCCGAGUGUCUUUUAGUCUCGUUGAGAAAAACAAAAUUAUGAUUAUGACCGUGCUCUUCUAUCACAAAACACGUUGCCUGUUGAUGUCGUUUCCCAUCUACCUUACUCUCUUGUUAUACUAAUAAUUUACAAUCGACGAUAUACCGUAAUUCCCUUUGUCUAUUACUGUACAGCACUGUUGAAUAUGAAAUUGGAUAAAAAAACAAAACAGAAGAAUCAAAAGUUCAAAAACAGA
This is a messenger RNA of Daphnia pulicaria, 2915 nucleotides long. RefSeq names its product mothers against decapentaplegic homolog 6-like. Gene Ontology annotation, molecular function: I-SMAD binding; transcription regulator inhibitor activity. Gene Ontology annotation, cellular component: heteromeric SMAD protein complex. Lineage: Eukaryota; Metazoa; Arthropoda; Branchiopoda; Diplostraca; Daphniidae. The record is from RefSeq and is a predicted model, not a curated record. The coding region runs from base 670 to 2016 and encodes 448 amino acids. Gene Ontology annotation, biological process: transforming growth factor beta receptor signaling pathway; cell differentiation; anatomical structure morphogenesis. The transcript has 5 exons.